UCAACACAACAGAGCGCUGCCACCCAGCUCACACAAAAGCAGCAGCUAGCUAAGUUUAGGAUAGUGUGUACAGUGAGUCAUGGACAGCUCACAUAAAGAAUACAGCACGAAGAAACUAGCUAAAUGACUGACGCUCUGCCUGUGCGAGACGGUAAUGGAUCAUGACUGGGAUAAGAUGAAAAGUUUAAAGUUGGUCUCACUCGCUGUGCCAGUCGUCCAGCUAGCUAGCUCAGGCUAGCUAACGUUAGCCUGUCAGCUAAGUAAAACAAAGCGAGCUAAUGAGAGGCGUUUUUGUUCACGCACACCUUCUUGGUGCUCUUUAGCAGCUUCUGUGGUUCAUAUGCAGUUGAGAGCAGAAGUCGAGAGGGGGACUUGCUCUUCUGAGCGAGGCUCUGUCUUACUAAACUUCGUUAUCUAACAUCGAGACGACAGUCUGACUCCAAGAAGCUAGCUAGCUGGCUCAUUAAGUAAGCAGAACCAUGUCUGACCCAAGUUCCUGGAGUGGAGUAGGGAGCAGCAAAUCUCACUUCGUGACUGGUGCGAUGCUUAAGCGGUCCAAAAGUUGCCGCAGCAGUAACAGGAAAAGUCUCGGUGUUGGAACGCCGUCACCAACACGUCCUCUGUCUCCCCUCUCGGUCCACACAGCUGCCAGCAGCCCUUUAGAUAGCCCAAGAAAUGUGUCUGCUAUUGCCUCUCUCAACUUCCCUUUCGCCCGCAGCCACCUGGCUCGAGCUGACAGAGUGGAAGGUAGAAGGUGGUCACUGGCCUCUCUUCCAUCAUCUGGCUAUGGCACCAAUCCCCCCAGCUCCACUGUCUCUUCCUCCUCCUCUUCCCAAGAACGCUUGCACCAGCUUCCAUACCAGCCAACACAGGAUGAGCUCCACUUCCUGUUCAAACACUUCCGUAGCUCUGAGAGCAUGACUGAUGAGGAUGGCCGACCUUCAUCGUUCAUACGCCCACGGUCCCGUAGUCUUAGUCCUGGAAGAACAAGUGGCUCAUUUGACAACGAAACUGUGAUGAUGAAUCAUGUUUACAAGGAGAGGUUUCCUAAGGCCAUUACUCAAAUGGAGGAGCGCUUGCUGGACAUCAUCAGGCAUUGCUCUCCAGACAGCACUUUGCCUUUGGGAGAUGGCGUGCUGGGCUUCAUCCAGCACCAGCUGGUGGAGCUGGCCAGAGACUGCCUGGACAAAUCUCAGAAAGGCCUGGUCACCUCCCUCUACUUUCUAGAGUUGCAAGAGAAAUUAGAGAAGCUGCUGCACGAGGCACUUGAGCGUUCAGAGAGCGAGGAGGUCACAAUAAUCACUCAGCUUGUGAAGAAGAUUCUUAUCAUCAUAUCCCGCCCCGCAAGGCUAUUGGAAUGUCUGGAGUUUGAUCCUGAGGAGUUUUAUCAUCUGCUGGAGGCAGCAGAAGGUCAUGCUAAAGUUGGCCAAGGCAUCAAAACGGACAUUCCCCGUUACAUCAUCAGCCAGCUGGGCUUGAAUCGAGACCCCUUAGAUGAAGUCAAUCAGCUAGAGGAACACUUUGAGUCUGGGCCCUCCCUCAAUGUGGAAACUGAAGACUCAGAACAGAUUAAGUCUGUGCUCACCCCACCACGAAGGAAACCACUAGAGAGUGACUUUGAAACCAUAAAGCUGAUCAGCAAUGGAGCUUAUGGGGCCGUGUACCUGGUGAGACACAAAGAAACUCGCCAAAGGUUUGCAAUGAAAAAGAUUAACCGGCAGAACCUGAUCCUGAGGAAUCAAAUCCAGCAGGUGUUUGUUGAGAGAGACAUCUUGACAUUUGCAGAGAACCCAUUCGUUGUCAGUAUGUUCUGCUCCUUCGAGACACGCCGACACCUCUGCAUGGUCAUGGAAUAUGUGGAAGGUGGUGACUGUGCCAAUCUUCUUAAAAACAUGGGCCCACUGCCAGUCGAUAUGGCCCGAAUGUACUUUGCAGAGACUGUUCUGGCUUUGGAGUACCUUCACAGCUAUGGCAUAGUACACAGAGAUCUGAAACCUGACAACCUCUUGAUAACCUCAAUGGGACACAUUAAGCUGACAGACUUUGGCUUGUCCAAGGUUGGCCUCAUGAAUAUGACAACUAAUCUCUACGAAGGUCAUAUUGAGAAAGAUACCAGGGAGUUCAUCGACAAACAGGUGUGUGGCACUCCUGAGUACAUUGCACCAGAAGUAAUUCUACGACAGGGUUAUGGCAAGCCAGUAGACUGGUGGGCAAUGGGAGUCAUCCUUUAUGAGUUUCUGGUGGGCUGUGUACCCUUCUUUGGAGACACACCAGAAGAACUUUUUGGCCAAGUAGUAAGUGAUGAGAUUAUCUGGCCAGAUGGAGACGAUGCUUUGCCAGUGGAUGCCCAGGACAUGAUUACACGUUUACUGAGCCAAAGUCCCCUUGAAAGGCUUGGAACAGGAGGAGCAACAGAAGUCAAACAGCACAUGUUUUUCAUUGGUGUGGACUGGAAUGGGCUGCUGCGCCAAAAAGCUGAAUUUAUCCCUCAGUUAGAAGGAGAGGAUGACACGAGUUAUUUUGACACUCGAUCCGAUCGUUACCAUCAUUUGGGUUCUGAUGAUGAUGACGAAACCAAUGAUGAUGAGUCUUCCCUUGAAAUUCGCCGGUUCUCCUCAUGGUCAAAUCGUUUCAGCAAGGUUUAUAGCAGCACAGAAUAUCUGGCCACACCAUCCAACCUGAGUUUCUCAUCUGACCGGAGUCACAGUGAAGAACAUGAGGACCGCACAGAAGGCAGAGAGAGCCACUCCCCAGUAGAGAUGCGCAGACAGAGCAGCACAGGAGCCCAGGACAACAGGAGACUCUCUGGACAAAGAGCAUGCUUACGUCCACGAGCCUCGUCCAGCUCCUCUCAGUCUGAUAGAUGUGUGAGCCCUCUGGUGGUGAGCAGCACACACAGCCUGGAGACCAUGCCACGCUUUGCACUGUCCACAGAUGAUGAAGCAGAGGUGGUUGUGUCCAACUUGCGGCGAAUCAGACUGCGAAGUAACAGUACAGGAACAAAGCACUCCUCUCCAAGGGAACAUGGGAGUCCACGAUGCUUUGGCAACCAGCUCGAGACCCCUGACAGGCAGCGUCUCUCUCCAGGGGGCAAAGUGCCAAAAUCUGCCUCCAUAUCAACACUCUCGCUGAUUAUUACUCCUGAUGAUACGAGUGGAGGUCUUCAGCCAAGCCCUAUUUCUCCACACUCCAUUUCCUCCAAUCCUUCCUCCAGAGAUUCGUCCCCAAAUAGAGACCUGUCCCUUAGCAUCAGUUGUCUACGUCCACCCAUCUUCAUUCACAGCUCAGGCAAAAAAUAUGGAUUCACUCUUCAGACCAUCCGUGUCUACAUGGGCAACAGUGACAUCUAUACCAUCCACCACAUGGUCUCGAGUGUGGAGGAAGGCAGCCCUGCUCAUGAAGCUGGUCUGAGAGCAGGAGACCUGAUUACUCAUGUGAAUGGAGAGUCAGUGCAGGGCCUGGUGCACACAGAGAUGAUGGAGCUGCUUCUCAAGAGUGGUAACAAAGUGGCCUUGCAGACCACUGCCCUUGAGGAUACAACCAUAAAGAUUGGGCCAGCGCGGAAAACAAGUUACAAAGGCAAGAUGGCUCGCCGCAGCAAGAGGAGCAAGAGAAAGGACAAUCAGGACCGACGACGAAGUGUGUUGAAGAAGCUGUCCAAGCAGAGCACUGUGAUGCACAGCAGCCGCAGCUUCUCUUCUGGCCUCCAUCACUCUGUAUCCUCCAGCGAGAGUCUACCUGGCUCCCCCACACAUAGCCUGUCCCCAGGCCCCUCCACGCCCUGCCGCAGCCCUGUCCCAGACCACUGCUCUGAUGCAAACCUCCCCCAGAGUGCCUCCCCAUGCUCCAGCUCUCCAAGUUCUCCAGCUGUCCAGAUGCGGCCGAGCUCUCUGCAUGGCCUUGGCCCCAAACUGAGCGCACAGCGCUACACUAAAGUGGGCCGGCGGAAGUCUACCAGCAGCAUCCCUCCCUCUCCGCUGGCCUGCACGUCCUCUCCCCAGGCCCUGUCUCCCCAGCACUCUCCUUCCCAAUUGCCCAGCAUCACCAAGACCCUUCACUCCUUCCAUGGAAAGACACUGUCCCCACCAACCAUAGUCCGGCAUGGUGUUCGCCCCCGGGGCACCGAGCACCCCGUCUCGCCACUUCUGAAAAGAGUGCAGUCUGCUGAAAAGCUCUCUGGGGUCUUUCACGGGGACAAAAAGGCACAUGCCUCACGCAGGCACACUCUGGAGGUCCCUCACUGUGAAGUGGAAGUGGGUGGGGACGGUGGAGAGAUGGACGUGUCUUACUCGCUUGAUCACGGCAGACUGAGUGGACAGAAGCUGCGUGAUUGGCCAGGAGAGCGCAUGGAGCAGAUCGUGGUGAUGCGUAAGCUGAAUCUGUCUGAGCGCCGUGACUCUUUCAAAAAGCAAGAAGCCGUCCAAGAGGUGAGUUUCGAUGAGCCAGAUGACCAAAGGGCUGGACAGACCCCUGCCCCGACUGUCAUGACUUCCACGCCAGCUGCUGGCGCUCGGCCCAAGCACAAGGCUGAGUGGGUGGUGGUAGACUCGGAGUGUGGAGAGGAGUGUGUGGUUAAGAGGGUCCCUCUGGUGCCCCAGAUUGCUGUGCAGGGGUCAGAGAGUGAAGAGCUAGAGGACUGGCAGCCAUGCUCAGAUGAUGAGGAUGAGGGGAAAAGCUCAGAGUUGAAUUCAACAGGGGACUCACAGACUGAGUCCACAGGAAGGCCAGAAAGUGCAUGCUCUUCCAAAAAGGCAUCAGACAGCUCAGCAGCUGCAUCCACAAGCACAGCUCACAGUGUUUAUACAGAAGCCUCAAACAUGAGUCCAAGGAAGGGGAAACCCAAAGAGAAAUGACAAGGCAGAAAGUUGUCAUUUUGAAAAUCUUGUCUCUUUUCAGGAGUAGACAAGCAAGUGGCCUGUACCCACUAAUUCUUGCUCCUGCUGAAUGGUUUGUCUUGGCAGUGUUCAGAGAGCAGCUGGGUUGGAGUGCUAGUUAGCAUUUUGUACAUUUAAUUUGAAAAUGAAGCUAGAUUUUUACAGGGAAUAUUUAUAACUUUUUUUUUUUUAAGUGCGUGUUUGAAUUCUCAUGAUGGUGAAAACGAAACCUGAUGGUAACCAGACAGUCUUUUAAUCUAAAGAGGUGACUGCUUGACUUUUCUAUGGAAAUGUAUUUUCAGGCAGAAUGUUUGUGCUAAGGGUGGCUAGCAUAGCAAAUGAUCCCAUAGCUGGGUGUGAGAAGUUAUUACAAUUCAAAGAGGCCUAAACAUGGCAACACACCCAUUUGAUUUGUUAGUUUUCAGCCUGAACUUGUCAGUAUUUUCUGCUCAUAUCCAGCUAAUAUAGUAUAUGUUCUUAUGGCUUGAUGCACCGAGUUUACUUAGUUUCAGUGUAGUUCUCACAAGAUUUACUUCAUUAUGCACCAUCUGGCCACACUUGGAUUAAGUGUAUUUUGGCUCAGGGCUUUUGGCUGUAGGGAUUUCACUGUUCACUUGGCAUUUGGAAACAACAUUACACACAUUACCAACAGAUUUUACGUUAUAUAGAGUUCCGUUUACUGGAUAUUGUGGUGCAGCAAGGUAACUUAUAGAUGUAGUUUUAACCAUUUGACCUGAUUUAACUCUUGUACAUUCAUGUGUGUCUUUUGAAAACUAUACCGACUGGAAUAGUGCAUUUCCAUGGUUGAACUUGAACACAUACCAUGCUUCAGGGGUGUCCAAGGUUUUAUGUGUGUCCUGAAGAUGAGCUGUUUUAAUUUUUGCAGUUGUCCGCUCCCUUUAAAGGAUUUCAAAAAUAUGUCUUCACAAUGCAUUUUAUUGUAAACUCCAUUACAGUUGCAAUUUUUACUUGACCUCCCAUGUUUUUUAUGUCACUUGAUAUGCUUAAUUUAUGCAUGCAAUUCUAAUGUGGUUUCUAAGCCAUAUUGUCUGCUUUCCAUGCGUUAUCUAACUACCUUUUGUAUAAGGCAAUGUUUACAUUUUUUUUUAACCAACUUGAAUUUCUCUUGUGCAAAAGCUCGAUAUGUAUGCACCAUGUAUGUUUAACUUGCCCAUACCUACUGAAUGUUCAGUAUGCUUGAACCACACAUAGUGGGAGCAAAGCACAAGAAGGAGCCUGAAGCUUACUGUAAAGGUUUGCUGUUGGAAGGAAAGUUGUUCAGCAACACCAUCUCACAAAUAGUCUUGCCCUGGAACUGGACGUUGCUGUUUGUUUGUCUGUCUGAGAAAUCCUCUAAAAGUUACUAGGUUUAUUUUCGGAUUUGGGGGGGAAUAUGCCUGUUUUUCAAAAAAGAGAAGGGUCUUCUCUUCCACAAUUACAAGAAACCCAAAGCGUAAUAUUUUCAUUGCAUGGUACUAAAGUUGAUUGCAUACGCUGUGGUUGUUUCCGUUCUAAUUGGUCAUUUGAUAAAGACAAGAGGAGGUGGAACACAUGCUAUGAAGGGUUAACAGAACAUUUUUUAUUUUUUUAAAACCACUUGGGUACUUUGGAGUCUCUGUUGUACUGUUAUAGUGCAUAACUGCAUAUUGCUACUAUAUUUGGUGCUACUUGGAUCUGUAAUGCAUUCCAUGUUUGUAGUUAAUAUCUUUUACACAUAAAGGCUAACUUUGAGACCUUCUGAUAUUUGCAUGCUGCAUGUAUUUUAUAGUGAGCACACAACAAAUGCUCGCAUGGCAUUCUCAGUGCAAUGUGUCUCUUGGUGCGAUCUAACUAAGCCUCUGACUUUCCGUAAAACUUUCAGUGGAUAUAAUCGUAAAAUCAGUUACAUAAUCCGGUGUGUUUAUUUGAAUGUUUUUGCUGACAUUAUGUUGUGGAUAUAAAGUGUUUGGUCUUUCCUAACUAGCUGAGUAGCACCUGAACCUCUUUUUAAAAACCAUUCUGAUGAAAGAAUAAAGAGCUCAAUAGUCCCAGCUUUGUUUCGUCCCUUCCAUAUCUGGUCACAAUGAAAUAAUGAAAGUUAUGAAGAUGACCAGCAAAUCCUGUUUUUGUACCUUUAUAUGCAAUAGUGAUGUUCCUCUUCCUCCGUUUCUUGAGAACUAUUGGGGUUGUUGGUUUGGUCUGUGCUGGUUUGUAAAAAUAAAAAACAAAAAACUUUUAUAUAUAUUUUGUAAUGUUGUAAUACCUGUUUGCCAGCCUAAUCAAUGUUUUGUAAUAAAUCAUGAUGUGUUGGUUCUAAACACUGAAUACUAUUCUUCCCUAGUUAUUAACCAGUGUGGGCUAAUGCAUUGGAUCUGACCCAAACUGAGACUGAUUAAAAUGCAAACGAAUUGUU
This is a messenger RNA of Pygocentrus nattereri (red-bellied piranha), 7266 nucleotides long. RefSeq names its product microtubule associated serine/threonine kinase 3b (gene mast3b). The record is from RefSeq and is a predicted model, not a curated record. Bases 480 to 4853 code for a protein of 1457 amino acids. Gene Ontology annotation, molecular function: magnesium ion binding; ATP binding; protein serine/threonine kinase activity. Gene Ontology annotation, biological process: intracellular signal transduction; peptidyl-serine phosphorylation. NCBI's taxonomy places the organism in Eukaryota, Metazoa, Chordata, Actinopteri, Characiformes, Serrasalmidae. The transcript has 27 exons.